This is a messenger RNA of Drosophila kikkawai, 4124 nucleotides long. RefSeq lists its product as uncharacterized. Gene Ontology annotation, biological process: apoptotic DNA fragmentation. Lineage: Eukaryota; Metazoa; Arthropoda; Insecta; Diptera; Drosophilidae. Gene Ontology annotation, cellular component: nucleus; mitochondrial inner membrane. The record is from RefSeq and is a predicted model, not a curated record. Gene Ontology annotation, molecular function: metal ion binding; nucleic acid binding; single-stranded DNA endonuclease activity.
UCGCGAUGUGGAGCAACCGCUGCUCGUUUUUACUCCUGGCGCUGCUGAUCGCCGGCAGUGCUGGAAAAGUGUACGGCAGAUUGCCUAGAAUCCUGCCGGAAGCCCUGGCCGAAGGCGAUGAAGGUGUUGCAGUGCGCGGUGACUGUGAAUUCAAGGUCAACGGUGACCUCAAUGAUCCCGCUCCGCUGUUUUCGCGUCACAACUCCUAUGAAAUCAUCGUUCCCGAUCCCACGGAUACCGUGCGUCUGGUGAAUGGCGAACUCUUGGAUAUGUUCUGUCCGGGAGUGGGAUUUGCAGCUCCAUUCGACAACCGCACACGAGUGACGGCCCAGUGUUUGCAAAACAAGUAUUUCCUGGUUGAUGAUCUCAUCUAUCCGUUCAACAACUUCUCCUGCACCCAGUGGGCCACCUUUACGGCUCUUCGCACGGGACAAGACUGCAAUGGCGGCACGGAUCUUGUCAAGGUAGGCUUCGAGGUGGAUGAUGGCGGCUUCCUGCAGACCUACGAACUCUGCCACGAUGCCGAGGCGGAGGCCACGCGAUACGUCCACCAUGUGCUAUACCCCUCGAGCUAUGACUAUCAGCAUGGAGUGGCGAGACCCAGUUUCAUCGAACUGGACUUCUACGGCGGUCGGGAUGUGAACACAAAGUACACUCAGGUGCAGCAGAACAUCACCAUCAGUGGAAUACUCGGCAUGGACGCCUCACCCUUCUUCAACUACUCAGAUGAUCGAAUCCUGGCGCGUGGACACAUGAUUGCCAAGACGGACACGAUCUUUGGCGCUGCACAGAUGUCGACGUUCUUGUUUAUCAACGUGGCUCCACAGUGGCAGACCUUCAACGGAGGCAACUGGGAGAAGGUGGAAACCAGCGUUCGAAAGUUCGUGGCCGAUCGUAAUCUCACCACUGAUUGCUAUACGGGCACUUACGGCGUGUCCACUCUGCCGGGCGUGGAUGGCGUGGAGAGGGAGCUUUAUCUUGACUUUGAUGAAAACAAUAAUGGCUUGAUUCCCGUCCCGAAGUUCUACUAUCGCGUCGUAAUCGAUCGGGAGAGCCGGGAGGGCAUCGUCCUCAUUGGCAUCAACAAUCCCUACUUGACUCUGGAGGAGAUCCUAAAGGACUAUAUUCUGUGCCAGGAUAUUGGCCAUCAGCUGAGCUGGUUGAGUUGGUCCAAGGAGGAUCUGCACGAGGGUUAUAGCUACGCCUGCACUGUGGAGGAUUUCACUAAGGUAGUGAAGGACUUGCCUCUGGAUGAUCUGUACACAAGCGGCGUCCUUGGGCUGGAUGAUGUGACCACAGUGGGUCCUACGAGUACCACGGAAGAACCUACAACGACUCCUACUCCCACCACAGUUCCUUCUACAACAGAGGAAUCCACCACCGAGGAAUCUACGACGGAAUCAAGCUCAUCGAGUGCUUUGCCCACCACUGUUUCAUCCACAACUGAGGAACCCAGCUCCACGACGGAAGCACCCACUACCUCCACAGCUACUCCGACGGAGGAAACCACAUCCUCCACUGCUACUCCCACUGAAGAGCCGAGCUCCUCUACAGCUACUCCCACUGAGGAACCCACUUCCUCUACUGCUACUCCCACUGAGGAACCCACUUCCUCCACUGCUGCUCCCACCGAGGAACCCACGUCCUCCACUGCUACUCCCACUGAAGAGCCGACUUCAACCUCUUCUAGUUCUUCCACAACUACAAGUCCCCCUGUAACCACAUCCAGUCCCAUUGCCAAUCCCUGCAGGUUCAACAUCAAUGGCGACCUCAAGGAUCCUGCUCCGCUUCUUACUCCCCAAGGAGCCCUUAGCUGGUUGCUGCCUGACGAAAGUGGCUUCUACACCGUGGAAGAAGGAUCUUCCAUUGACCUUCACUGCACUGGAGCUCUGGUUUCCCCCUUCAACCGCUAUACCGCUCUGACAGCUCGAUGUGUGGGUGAUCAGUUGUACGAGGCAGAGGACCAGCGUGUUGGCAUUCGCGUAUUCGUGUGCCAGAGUUGGCCCACUUAUGAGGCAGUGCGAACCGGAGAGAUCUGCGAGGGCGGCACUGAUCUCGUUCAGAUCGGAUUCGAUGUGGCCGCCGGCCUGCUUACCCAUCUGGAGAUCUGCUACGACCAGCAGGAGCAGAUUUCGCGAUAUGCUCGCUACGAACUGACCCCAGCCAAUGUGGCCUAUCAGCGGGGAGUGGCACAGCCGGGCUACCUUCGAGGGGACUUUUACACUGGCGAGGAUGUCAACGUUCUUUAUGGUCAAUCGCGUCAGUUGGAGUCAUUCAAUGCCGCCCUGGGCUUGGAUGCCAGUCAGUACUUCGAUAGUUCCAAGGAUCUCUACUUGACCCGUGGACAACUGGCAGCUCGCCAGGAUUUCAUCCACAGUUCCGCCCAGAGGGCUACGCACUUUUACAUAAACGCUGUGCCCCAGUGGAGGAGCACCAACAUUGGCAAUUGGCUGGCUGUGGAGUCCAGUCUGCGGCAGUUUGUGGCGAACCAGGGGCUGAAUGUCAGUGUCCAUGCUGGCAGCUAUGGCAUCUCAACUUUACCCAAUUCCCAAGGUGUCCAGACCGAGCUGUAUCUGAACAGUGAAACCAAGCAGCUGCCGGUGCCUAAGAUUCUCUACCGCCUGGUUAUCGACCAGGAUACUCGCAAGGGUGUGGUCCUCAUAGUGGUAAAUAAUCCCCAUCUUACCCUAGCCCAAACCCUGGAUGACUAUGUGGUUUGUGAGGAUGUGGGUGCUCAGUUGGAUUGGUUGGACUGGGACAAGACGGACAUCUCGAAGGGCUACUCAUAUGCCUGCGCUGUGGAUGACUUCAUAAAGAUAGUGAAGGACUUGCCGCUGGAUCAACUGGAGACCACUGGCGUGCUGGGCCUCUCCAACCAGGAUUUGCAGGAUGAGGUGUGCAGCUUCCGGGUGAACGGAGGAGAUCUGAAGGAUCCAGCACCGCUAUUUGUCGUACGAAGUGAAUUGGGCAUUGCCAGGUACUUGGAGCCCGAUCAGGAAGGCGUGGUGCAGCUGAAACAUGGAGAGUCCUUGGAGUUCCACUGCAUCAAGCCCUUCACUGGCUCCUUUGCUGGCUACACAUUCGUGAAUUCCACCUGCUGGCAGCAGCAGAACUUCCUGGCCCUGGGCAGUCUUUACCAGCUCCAGGAUUUUGUUUGCACCUCUUGGCCAACGUAUACGGCUCGCCGCACCAAUCGUCCCUGCAAUGGAGGCACUGAUCUCCUGGAAGUGGGCUUCCAGCUCUCGGCCACCUCCUCGGAUGACUUCCUGCAGACCUACGAUGUGUGCCACAAUGAACUCUCGGAGGUCACGCGCUAUGUGCAUCACGUCCUCUAUCCAGGAAGCGCUCAAUACCAGCGAUCGGUGUCCAGACCGACCUUUAUACCAGGCGACUUUUACAAUGGCAAGGAUGUGAACACGAUGUACACCCAAGUCCAGCAGAACAUCACUGUCUCGGAGAUCCUGGGCAUGGAUGCCUCGCACUACUUCAACAUCAGCAGCAAUGUCUACCUGGCCCGGGGUCACAUGUCGGCCAAAACAGACUUUGUUUUCGGCGCCGCCCAGCAGGCCACCUUCUUCUUUGUGAACGUGGCUCCACAGUGGCAGACUUUCAAUGGCGGCAACUGGGAGCGAGUGGAGGAUAGCGUGAGGAAGCUCGUGGCUGACGAGAACAUUACCGCGGACUGCUACACGGGCACGUGGGGUGUGUCCACCCUGCCGGAUGUGAAUGGUGUCGAGAGGGAGCUGUAUCUGGACUUUGAUGAGAAUAACAAUGGCUUGAUUCCGGUUCCCAAGCUGUACUACCGCGUCGUCAUUGAUCGGGAGAGCAGAAAGGGAAUCGUUUUGAUUGGAGUAAACAAUCCACAUGCCGACUUGGAGCAAAUCGCAAAGGAGUAUCUUAUCUGCGAGGAUAUAGGUGAUCAAUUGACUUGGGUCAGUUGGACCAAGGAGGAUCUGGGUAAGGGCUAUUCCUACGCCUGCACCGUGGAGGACUUUACUGCCGUGGUAAAGGAUCUGCCACUGGACGAUCUGGCCGUAGAGGGAGUGCUGGGCAUUCAAGACUAGAAUGUGCUAUAAAUAAUGAAUUUCCUUAAUUUAAAACCAAUAAAAAUACAACCCACUUGC